AUGGAGAGGCAGAAGAGGAAACAAGAAAUAGAGAAAGGACUUCAGUUCAUUCAGUCCACAUUACCUCUAAGCCAAGAAGAUUAUGAGGCCUUUUUGCAGAAGCUGGUGAGAAACCUGUUUGCAGAAGGCAAUGAUUUAUUUCGAGAGAAGGAUUUCAAGCUCUCACUGGUACAGUAUGUAGAAGGUCUGAACGUGGCGGAUUACGCGGCCUCCGACGAGGUGACCAUCCCAAAGGAACUCCUCUGCAAGCUGCAUGUCAACCGAGCUGCCUGCUACUUUGCCAUGGGAUUGUAUGAGAAGGCACUGGAGGACAGUGAGAAGGCUUUGAGCCUGGAUGAAGACAACAUCCGAGCCCUGUUCCGGAAAGCCCGCUCCUUGAAUGAGCUUGGGAGACACAAAGAAGCCUAUGAGUGCAAUAGCCGGUGCCUGCUCUCCCUCCCACAUGAUGAAAGCGUCACACAGCUGGGACAGGAGCUUGCCCAGAAGCUGGGGCUGAAGGUUCGGAAAGCAUACAAAAGACCUCAGCAGGAGUUGGAAACAUUCUCUCUACUCAGUAAUGGCACGUCAAUCAAUUUGCCAAACCAGACCAGUUCCAAUGGAUUGGGUUCAAUUGAUGACAUCGAAACAGACUGCUCUGUGGACCUGCAGUGCCUGCCAGCUCCAGUGGCCGCCUCCGUGCCCGUAAGCGAGGGGCUGGCCCCUUUGCCCUCUGACUCAGAUGCAAAGGGCUUGCCCACCUCGCUCCCUGCUGCCAGCUUGCUCCCAGCUCCUGACUGUCCCCCCCUGCCAGUGUCUGAGAGCGUGGAGGACUUCACAGAUGGGGACAUCAUCGGGGAAGAACUGGACUCCCUCCUGGACUCCCUCGCCGAAGGGUCGACAUACUCUCUAUCUCUGGUCCAGGGCACCCUUCCCACCAACCUGCCAACAGAGAUGCCCCAGCUGAUCCCCGUGUUCCCAGGGGGCACCCCCCUGCUGCCUCCAGUGGUGACAGCCAGCAUCCCUGUCUCCACCCCCCUGCCUCCUGCCUCCUUCGGCCUGGUGAUGGAUCCCAGCAAGCAGCUCUCCUCCUCCUCUGUCCUGGAGACCUUCGAGGCCCAGCCAGGAGGAAGUGGUGGCUCCACCUUAGAUUCCCUGGAUUCCCUGGAUCUGCUCCCCUACACAGACACACAGCUGGAUGCCCUGGACUCCUUUGGGACAAACAGAGGGUCGCUGGAUGCCUUGGAUUCCUUUGCCACUGAAACUGGCCCUCAGGAGCUGCGCCACCCACCUGGCAGCCAAAAACCAUCCCCUGUGGUCAAUGUUGGUGGAGUGAGUCACCCACCUGUGCCCAAGGUCACCGAGCACCUGCUGUCCCAGCCUGAACCAGUAAUGCCCAACACAGCCCUGCUGGUGAAGAACCCCCUGGCAUCUACUCAUGUCUUCAAGCAAGCCUGUCAUAUCUGCUACCCUAAAACAGGGCCCAAGGCUGGUGACUAUACCUAUCGAGAGGGCUUGGAGCACAAGUGCAAGAGGGACAUCCUGCUGGGCAGGCUGAAGAACUCAGAAGACAAGACCUGGAAGAGGAUCCGUCCUCGUCCAACCAAAACCAACUUUGUAGGAUCCUAUUACCUGUGCAAAGACAUGCUUAACAAGCAGGACUGUAAGUACGGGGAUAACUGCACCUUCGCGUACCACCAGGAGGAGAUCGACGUCUGGACGGAGGAGAGGAAGGGCACCCUCAACAGAGACCUCCUCUUUGACCCCCUGGGUGGCAUCAAGCAGAGCAGCCUCACCAUCGCCAAGCUCCUGAAGGAACAUCAGGGCAUCUUCACCUUCCUCUGUGAGAUUUGCUUUGACAGCAAACCCCGGAUUAUCAGCAAAGGGACCAAGGACACACCAUCUGUCUGCUCCAACCUUUCUGCCAAACACAGUUUCCAUGACAACAAGUGUCUGGUCCACAUCGUGCGUUCCACCUCCCUGAAGUACUCCAAGAUCAGGCAGUUCCAGGAGCACUUCCAGUUCGAUGUGUGCCGGCACGAGGUGCGCUACGGCUGCCUGCGCGAGGACAGCUGCCACUUCGCACACAGCUUCAUCGAGCUCAAGGUCUGGCUGCUGCAGCAGUACUCAGGAAUGACCCAUGAAGAUAUUGUGCAGGAAUCAAAGAAGUACUGGCAGCAGAUGGAGGCACAUGCCAGCAAACCAUCCAACAGCAUGGCUUCUUCCCGGGCUCCCACAUCAAGCACCUUUGACCUCCAGAUGAAGUUUGUUUGUGGCCAGUGCUGGAGGAAUGGGCAGCUGGUGGAGCCAGAUAAAGACCUCAAGUACUGUAGUGCCAAAGCCCGCCACUGCUGGACGAAGGAGCGUCGGGUCCUGCUGGUGAUGUCCAAAGCCAAGAAGAAGUGGGUGUCUGUCCGGCCUCUGCCCUCCAUCCGCACCUUCCCCCAGCAGUAUGAUUUGUGUAUCCACGCCCAGAAUGGCAGGAAGUGCCAGUAUGUGGGCAACUGCUCCUUCGCCCACAGCCCUGAGGAGAGAGACAUGUGGACCUUCAUGAAGGAAAAUAAGAUACUAGAUAUGCAGCAGACCUACGACAUGUGGCUAAAGAAACACAACCCUGGGAAGCCUGGAGAGGGGACACCACUCACCUCCAGAGAAGGGGAGAAGCAGAUCCAGAUGCCCACCGACUAUGCUGACAUCAUGAUGGGCUACCACUGCUGGCUCUGCGGGAAGAACAGCAACAGCAAGAAGCAGUGGCAGCAGCACAUCCAGUCUGAGAAGCACAAGGAGAAGGUCUUCACCUCAGACAGUGACUCCAGCUGCUGGAGCUACCGCUUCCCCAUGGGCGAGUUCCGCCUCUGCGAAAGGUUCCAGAAGAGCAAGACCUGCCCUGAAGGGGAGGAGUGUCGCUGUGCCCACGGCCAGGAGGAGCUGAGUGAGUGGCUGGACAGGAGGGAGGUGCUGAAGCAGAAGCUGGCCAAGGCCCGCAAGGACAUGCUGCUCUGCCCCAGGGACGACGACUUCGGGAAAUACAACUUCCUAUUGAGGGACGGGGUCUAG
This is a messenger RNA of Merops nubicus (carmine bee-eater), 3033 nucleotides long. RefSeq names its product zinc finger CCCH-type containing 7B (gene ZC3H7B). The transcript is spliced from 22 exons. Gene Ontology annotation, molecular function: metal ion binding; miRNA binding; protein binding. The record is from RefSeq and is a predicted model, not a curated record. The coding region runs from base 1 to 3033 and encodes 1010 amino acids. Lineage: Eukaryota; Metazoa; Chordata; Aves; Coraciiformes; Meropidae. Gene Ontology annotation, biological process: miRNA processing.